UCUAGAGAGCAAUUUUCCAAUGAAUAAUAUUAUCCACUCUUAUUCAAGCUUCCUUCUUGUUGUAACAAUUGGAUCAAUUCUUUGCAUUCUAUUAUUUUCUCCAAUAUCAUCACCUAACAUAAUUGAGCUACCUCAUCCUUCUCCUCUUCCUCCAAAUAAUCGAUUGCAUAGAUUGACGAAAGUUGGCGGAGAGUUGAGACAACCUGAAGAUGUAUGUGUGGACAAAGAAGGGACAAUUUAUGCUGCAACAAGAGAUGGUUGGAUUAAGAAAUUUAAUAAAGAAGAUGAUUCAUGGGAGAAUUGGAAGAAAUUUGAGACUAAUGGUUUACUUGGAAUAACUGCCACAAGAGAUGGAAGCAUUAUUGCAUGUGAUGUUCAUAAGGGUUUGGUUAAGUUUGAUGAAGACGGUGUGAGUGUUCUAACAUCGCAAGUUAAUGGAACCAAAAUAAAGUUUGCGGACGAUGUGAUCGAGGCAUCGGAUGGUAGCUUAUACUUUAGUGUGGCAAGUACCAAAUAUAGCCUCCAUAAUUGGCACUUGGAUAUGCUUGAAGCUAAACCACACGGGCAACUACUAAAGUAUGAUCCUUCAAUAGACGAGACCUCUAUAGUGAUAGAUGGCCUUGGAUUUGCAAAUGGUGUCGCGUUGUCUGCAAACGAAGACUUUCUCGUCGUUUGCGAAACUUGGAAAUUUAGGUGUCUCAAAUAUUGGUUGAAAGGCAAUGAGAUAGGGAAAAUAGAGGUGUUUGUGGAUAACCUUCCUGGUGGACCUGAUAAUAUCAAUCUUGCCCCUGAUGGUUCAUUUUGGAUUGCUAUUUUAGAGUUGAUAUCUCCUAGAUAUGAAUUUGUGCACACUUCUAAGACAGCCAAACAUAUCCUAGCCAUAUUUCCUUCGUUAUUUGCGAGAGUUACAGGGUUACAUAAAAAGGCUAUGGUGAUUCAUGUCACAGAGGAUGGGAAGAUAAUCGACAGAUUUGAUGAUCCCGAUGGAACGAGUAUCUCCUUUCUCACUUCAGCUGUUGAAUUUGAUAAUCAUCUUUACUUGGGAAGUUUGAAUUCUAAUUUUGUCGGAAAAUUAUCCCUAAAUAUCAUCCAAGAAGCAUAACAUGUAAUGGUUAUUAUACUUGUUUUUUACAUUGAACAAUAAAGUUUUGGAUCGUGCAUGACCAAAGUUCUAUUUGAGUCAAGUACGACCCAUGUAUAAUGCUAUUUGGGUGAGGUUGCCAU
Messenger RNA from Impatiens glandulifera, 1224 nucleotides. Its product is annotated as protein STRICTOSIDINE SYNTHASE-LIKE 4-like. Gene Ontology annotation, molecular function: strictosidine synthase activity. The coding region runs from base 20 to 1102 and encodes 360 amino acids. Gene Ontology annotation, biological process: biosynthetic process. The transcript has 6 exons. Lineage: Eukaryota; Viridiplantae; Streptophyta; Magnoliopsida; Ericales; Balsaminaceae. The record is from RefSeq and is a predicted model, not a curated record.